GGAGCCUGGAGGCAGCAAGCGCCUCCAGAGUCCUGCUAAGUGGAUACAAUCUUGCAUUCUUGAUCCAAGAUUUUGCCCCACAGAAGGGGCCUGUAAUCCUUUGGAGCCCCACCUGUCUGGAAUAGAGGGGCACCCACUGGUCCAGAACCAUCCGUCGAGCAGAAGGAAGGAGCUCAUCUCGGGUGCUGCACAUUACCUGGCUUCCUGUGUUCCCAAACAAAAGAAGCCGACCAAACUGUGCAGUCUGGAAAAUGAUACCCAGAACCGUCACAUCCUAGUUCCCGGAGCCUGUGAAUAUUACCUUAUGUGAAAAGAAAAAAAUUGCAGAUGUGAUUAAGUUAAGGAUCUUGUGAUGCAGAGAUUAUCCUGCAUUAUCCAGGUGGGCCCUAAAUGCCAUCACGAGUAUCUUUUUUUUUUUUUUUUUUUUUUUUGCGGUACGCGGGCCUCCCUCUGCUGCGGCCUCUCCCGUUGCGGAGCACAGGCUCCGGACGCGCAGGCUCAGCGGCCAUGGCUCACGGGCCCAGCCGUUCCGCGGCAUGUGGGAUCCUCCCAGACCGGGGCGCGAACCCGGUUCCCCUGCAUCGGCAGGCGGACGCGCAACCACUGCACCACCAGGGAGGCCCACGAGUAUCUUUAUAAGAGAGAGGCAGGAGACUUGAGACACACAGAGGCCAUGUGAUGAAGGAGCAGAGAGAGAUUUGAAGAUGUGGCCUUGAAAGUUGGAGUAACGCAGCCAAGGAAUGCUGGCAGCCCCCAGCAGCUGGAAGAGGCAGGGAGCGAAUCCUUCCAGGAGCCUCUGGAAGGAGCAGAGCCCUGCCAACACCUUGAUCUUGACCCAGUUAAACUGAUUUCAGACUUUUGGCUUCCAGAACUGUGAGAGAAUAAAUUUCUGCAGUUUUAUGCCACCCAGCUUGUGGCAAUUUGUCACAGCAAACCACUGGAAACUAAUAUAGAAUCCAUAAAGUGAAGGGGAAACACUUUCUGAGAAAAAAAUGACACCAAGGAAUUUAUUGCCAGCAGACCAACCCUGUGGAUUCUUAACCACUGCGCCACCAGGGAAGCCCCCAAUCCUGUCGGAAAUGUGAAAAUAAGUUAUUUAGUCAGAAGGAAAAUUGGAUCUCCAUAAAGAAACCAAGAGCCUCAGAGAAAGAAUAAAUGAAGCGUGCUGCUGGUGGGAUGUGAAUUCCCCCAACUGGGGACUGAACCUGGGCCUUCGACAGUGAGAGCUUGGAGUCCUAACCACUGGACCAUCAGGGGAGUCCCAGAGCAUAAAUAUUCUUAAUCUUAAAGUUGACAGCAGACACGGCAGGGAUCCAGAGAAAUGGCCGCGCCUCCUGGAUGGAUGAUCACAGGCCCCAGGACCGCGGUGCGAACUUGGGCUGUGUGGUGACUGCAGCCAGAUUCCAUCCCCACCCCUGCCUCCAGGAUGCCCCAUUAGACAGGUGACGACCUUGCAAAAACACGACCGGACACAGGGGAAGGGCGAGUGCCAGGGGCUGGCGAGGCUGGGGAGCCGGUGUCUCCUGGGUGCAGAGCUUGGUCUGGGAAGGUUAGGAAGUUGGGGGGGACGUGGUUUGCACAACUGUGUGAACGUACCUUAACGCCACCGCACUGCGCCCUGAAACACGGCGAGAAUGGCAACUUGUAGGCUGUGUGUUCUUUGCCACAAUGAUAAUGAAAAGGUCGUGCUCACUCUGGGCUCUGACGCAAUGAAAACGAAGCCAACAGCGUAGCUGGGAUCGGCUGGUCCGGCGAGGUCCCGCCCCGCCCGGACGGCCACCUGCGCCCCGCUACGGCCUCACCUCCGUGCCCGGCUGCUCGGCCCGGUUCGGGCGCACAGCCCGGGCCGCGCGGGUGGAUCCACAGCCAUCGCCGCGGGCGGCGGAGCGGAGCCGACAGAGCCACCGGCCCCGGGACCAGCCGACCCACCUGGACACCCCGCACCCCGGCCCCGGGGGACACCCCCAUGGCCGCGCGGGGCCCCGAAGCCCCCAGCGGGCGCGCGCUGCGGGACGCGGCAGAAAAUCUAUUUCAGGAACUUCAAGAACAUUUUCAAGCUCUGACUGCAACAUUAAACCUCAGAAUGGAAGAAAUGGGAGGUCGCAUUGAAGACUUGCAGAAGAAUGUGAACGACUUGAUGGUGCAAGCUGGGAUUGAAGGUUCUGCUCAAGAGCAGAUGACUUGAAGACAGAAGACCAGUCAUUUGAAAAUGUGAAAACUGUACUUUUUGAGUAAUAAUGUGCAUAACACGAGUUCUUAUUUUUCGUAUUUAAGAAUUCAUUUUAGUAAAAUAAAAGAUUAAAAGAACAAAGGCAAUGCAAUAAGAAUGUAAUUAAGAAGGUGAUGGGGCUUCCCUGGUGGCGCAGUGGUUGCGAGUCCGCCUGCCGAUGCAGGGGGCGCGGCUUCGCGCCCCGGUCCGGGAAGAUCCCACGUGCCGCGGAGCGGCUGGGCCCGUGAGCCGUGGCCGCGGAGCCUGCGCGUCCGGAGCCCGUGCUCCGCAACGGGAGAGGCCACGACAGUGAGAGGCCCGCGUACCGCAAAAAAGAAAAAGGAAAAAAAGGUGAUUAACCACUUAACAAAGAUGGUUGUAAAAUGGCAGAGCACUUUUCAAUGCAUACCUAAUAUUUGUAAAUCAUGGAGGAAAAGCAUGAGUUAUAUUAGGUCAAUUUUUUUUUCCAGAAUUAAGUUCUAUAUAGAUCCUUCUUUAAAAUACCACAAGCAGUUUUCUGAUAGAAGUUGCCUUUUUUUUUGGCCACUGCAGCAUGUGGGAUCUUAGUUCCCCAACCAGGGAUCGAACCCACACCCCCUGUAUUGGAAGUGCAGAGUCUUAACCACUGGACCGCCAGGGAAAUCCCAGAAGUUGCUUUUUUAGUAACUGCAUUCCAAUGCAAUAGUUCCAGUCACACAGUUUUGGGGAAUACUUCGUUUAAUCUGCCCAGUCCAAGCAAAUUCUAACAGUAUGUUCUCCAAACCUAAGGAAACCAAAUCCAAGGACAACCAAAGAAACAGGUGAUGCAGGAGCUCCAUUAUUGCUUCCUGGGACACCCUCACCCACUCCAGCCCCCAUAGAGGUAGUUACCAAGGAGAUGCACAAAGAUUGCACCUAAGUUUACUUUGUCAGUUAGAGAUGCUUUCAAACAAUUGUUCAAUUCACCUGUCUCUGAGCCAGAGUACAAAUAGAGCUAUGAUCACCUAAAAAGGCUCUCAUUGUAAAAAAUAACAUUAUUCCUGCAUAUAAAAUAAAUCAUACUCUUUACACAAAAGUCAAAAUCACUCAUCAUUCUACAAUUUAG
This is a messenger RNA of Physeter macrocephalus (sperm whale), 3293 nucleotides long. It is a transcript of the gene HSBP1L1, whose product is annotated as heat shock factor binding protein 1 like 1. Gene Ontology annotation, cellular component: nucleus; cytosol. The coding region runs from base 1967 to 2185 and encodes 72 amino acids. Gene Ontology annotation, biological process: cellular heat acclimation. The transcript has 6 exons. Gene Ontology annotation, molecular function: transcription corepressor activity. Lineage: Eukaryota; Metazoa; Chordata; Mammalia; Artiodactyla; Physeteridae. The record is from RefSeq and is a predicted model, not a curated record.